AUGAUGAUUGCUGUUCUCCCCGUCGGACCCUUGUUUGGGCAUGUUACACCCGAAGCCAAAAGGACUAGGCGAUCCUUCCCAGUGUUAGCCAGAACAGAAUCUGAGCCUGUUUCUGCAGCUCUGGUGGCCCUGAUCAUCCUCGCCGCUUUCAUGGUUUUCGGCCUUUUUGUCGGUCUCUUCCGGAUAGGUCGACGUCACAAGCGCACCCGCGACAGCCAUAACGCUGGCCCUGAGAAACUAGAAAGGGGCCUUGGGACUCGUGCUACGAUUCCGACCCCAGUUGAAAACCUGAGAUCCAGGACUGGUCCCCCCCUUCUAGAGGGUCCUCACGCACCAGGUCAUAUGAAUGGAUACCCCCCUAUGCAAGUGAACCCGGAACACUUUCCCCGACCCCCGCCAGAAGUCACCGAUCAUGCCGUGAUAUCCUCUCAUUCCCCGUUUCCACGGUCUCACAUACAAAACCUUGAUCUAGACGUGGUGACAAUCGGCAACGAGUCAAUAGAUGACAGUGCAUCGCAGUCGCUCGCAUCAGCCGUAACGUCUUCUGUUUCGUCAAUCAUUGAAAAAUAUAGGCACAUGCCCGAGGACAGCGUCUACGACUCCGAAGAUAGCGCUAGAACAGCCCGGCCGCGGCGAAAACAGGUUAAUGCAAGAAAUUACCACAGGAGCCCCAAUACAGGGGAUAGUCCAUACACGAUGUUUAAUUAUACCUGGGACGAUACUCCAGGGCAGAGACACACAGAAUCACCGGCACCAGGGAAUCGGUUACAUUCGCCAGUAAGGCUGAAUUUAGCCCGACCUAUGUCACCCCAGACUCGCCAUCAAGAGAGACUAGGUUCUCAUGAAACGUUGCCGAACUUCACAGCGAAUAGAAAUGAGCCCGAUGAACACCUGGGCAUUGAUUCCACGAACCAUACUCACCAUACUCACCAAACUUCAUUACCAGCGUCAUGCGCGCUUCACAAAGGAAAAUUCCCUAUGCGCCAAGAUUCGAUGCAGGUCCCUCCGCUAUCAAUUCGCAAAAUGCCCUCGGCACCUAUGGCGACUACGGAAGACACUCCACGGGUUUUGAGCUCUAGUUCUAACGGUAGGGGACGACCUGAAAGGACCGGGGGAUACGGAGGAUUCUUGCAAAUUGGGCCUCAGACUAGGGGGAGACCAGCAGAACGAGGCAAUGUCGCAUAUUUCAAUAUAUCAAAUUCGUCAAAUACUGACAGGCCCGGCAGUUCUAAGAAUCGGGAGCAUAUAUUAUCAAAUCAGGACUUUCCCCGGAGAUCCCCGUAUACAGGACAAGAAAUCAGCCUCCAAAAAGCCGCUAUUCUGGAAUAUUUGCAAGUCAAAAACACCCCUUCCGAGGGCAAUGUCGACGAAAAAACGAUUCGCUUCCCGUUACAGGCAACCUCUACGAUAAGCGAUCAGAGCCCAGGAUCAUCAAAUCCCUUGUCACCUGCAGUCACUCCCAACGAACAAAUCGAAUUCAGGGAUUCUACCAAUGGCUCCUAUCCGUUUAUACAUAAGCAAGCGAGAGAAGUUCUGGAAUCUGUCCAUCUGGGCCUUGCACCGCCCCGUGAAAGCGCGAAUUUUGAAUGGGAGGAGAAACGGAGACCUCCAGCUUCCGAUAUCGAACCCACCCAAGAUGUACAAGCAGCAAGCUCGAGCCAAGGCCGGAGUGGUAAUGACUUGUCGCCGGAUAGUAGUGAUGUUCUUGAGGGCUCAUUGUCGAGCUCAUCAGGUACAAGCGCUGCGGGGAAUCGAGGGGAUAGCAGGAGAAAAAAAAAACGACAGAGUCGGUUGCAUAAUCUAGUGAGGAAAUUUCUUUAUUGA
Molecule: messenger RNA, 1824 nt
Organism: Coccidioides posadasii C735 delta SOWgp
Lineage: Eukaryota; Fungi; Ascomycota; Eurotiomycetes; Onygenales; Onygenaceae
Gene: TOK1
Product: Potassium channel
Source: RefSeq, a predicted model, not a curated record